Molecule: messenger RNA, 6665 nt
Organism: Calypte anna (Anna's hummingbird)
Lineage: Eukaryota; Metazoa; Chordata; Aves; Apodiformes; Trochilidae
Gene: ARHGEF5
Product: Rho guanine nucleotide exchange factor 5
Exons: 15
Coding region: 63-5273 (1736 amino acids)
Biological process (GO): activation of GTPase activity; intracellular signal transduction
Cellular component (GO): nucleus; cytoplasm
Molecular function (GO): guanyl-nucleotide exchange factor activity; protein binding
Source: RefSeq, a predicted model, not a curated record
GGGGGCCAGCGCUGGCCCCGGCCCGGCGAUGUGAGGCCGGCGCAGUAGGAUGUGUCACACUGAUGGAGUCUGAAGAAACCAGUGAGGGAGGUACCAGACCCUCAGAGGCCAGCAGAACCACUGGGGAAGCCUGGGACUCUGCAGCAGCCAAAAGAGAGCAUCAUGUCCUUCACACGUCAGCCAAGAUGAGUACCAGCCCAUCUGAUUCUGCACAGGGAGCAGAGCUCAGCACCCCUGAGGACUGUCUUUCUGCUCCAGGGAAAGCAGCAGAGAUGCUGGGCAGACCUUCUAACACUGUGCAGAAGGUGCCAGCAGGACUGGAACAUGGGCAAGGUGGUACAGAGCCUCAAAAGGGACUCUCAGAAUUGGAAGGAGAAAUGCUUUUGGAAAAGGGUGGACUGGAUUGUUCUCUGAAACUUAAACAAAUAGAGCUGGUUGACUUAGAAAGCAACCAGGACUCUUCCUCUCUAAGCACAGUCCAGGAUGGGCCAGCCUCGGGCAAUGAGAUCCUGCAGGCUGUAGAUGUCAGCACUGAGUUUCCUCAGUGUCAGACAGAACAGACAGAGGGGGCUUUCCAUGGCUCAGACCCUCAGGCCCAGCAUCGAACAUCUCCUUUGUCUGAUACAGUUUCCCCACAGAGAGAGACAACUAAAUGCUUCCUGGUAUGUAAAACCAUUUCAGAGGGACAUUAUAAAGCUGAGCCAUUUCUGGAUAAGAUCUCCACAGAUUCUUUGCAAAGCAGCAAAAAACUGGCACCAGCAACUGAUGAGCAGCCUACUUCAGAAGAAGCAGUAGAGGACAUGGCUAAACCUUAUACUUCUGAAGAUGCUAAUGAAAGCAUAAGAGCACUCCAGCAUUUGGAAGAGGAUACAAAGUCUUCCUCUUCCCAUCAGCUGUCUUCCACCUCAACAGAUGACAGCCAGAUAAGUUCACUACAAGCAGAAGGAAAGAUCUCAGCUGCUGAAACAAGGAAUAGCAGCAUGGUCAAAGACCAUGGAACAGUACAAGUUCCUAAAGAAAACUCAUCCCCUUCCAAAUACCUUCAUCUUGAAGAUGAUCACAGAAAAACAGAGGGCAGACCUGCUUCUCCAGGAGAGAGUGCCUUUCAAGUAAAGGAUACUGCUAAAAAAGUUAAAGAUGUGAAUAUUUCACAGCAUACAGGACCAGUACAGGAGGAAGUGGUGUCUGAACUCCAGCACAAAGAGGAAAAGAAAGAGGGCAAAGAGCAGAAUUUGCCAGAAGAAAGAAAAUCUUUGGAUCCCAAUGAUCAGAAACACAAAGAACAAAAUGAACAGGAACAGCAGAGUGAAAAGCUCAAACUGAAGGUAGAGCUUAAACCAGGGACUCUGUCAUCAGUUUUUGAGUCAGAGGGAUCUUCUGUUUCCAGGCAUAAUGUGGAUCAGCAUGGUUUGGAGAAUGAUGUUUUGGUUGAGCAGACAGGAUCAGCAUUUCUUCCUGGGAAACCUCUCUCUGUGGAUCAGCAUACUGGUGAGGGAGUACUGCUGAAAGCUCGUAUCACAGAAGGUGGAUAUCAGCCACCCACUAUCAGCCCUCUGUCCUCAAAUAAACUGAAGCCAGUGGGUGAAAAUCCAGUGGCACCUCCACACACAUGCCAUGUCUCUGAGCAGGCAGAAGACUUAGAAGACUCUGGCCGCUUUUCCAUCGGUGGUCAGGAUAUUGGAGAAGCUGACUAUGAUGUCAGGGCAAGACUGGUCAGGGAGGGUGAGCACAGUGAUGCGUGUGACAAUACUUCCCAGAGGUUUGAUAAAAGAGAUGCAUCAUUCUGUGGAGGAGUGGCAGCACGUCCUAGCACAGAGAGCCCAGAGCCUCCUGUUCCAGCACACCCUUCCUCUGGUACCAAGAACUUGGAGCCACAUGAUUGCAUAGAUCCUCAUCCUCUUACACAAAAUUUGGGAAAAGCUGAGCUUCAAGGCUUUAUGCCAGCUUUACCCUCAGAGGUCACCUCCGUGGCUUCAAAGCAUGCCCCACAGCAGGAGACUGCUAGUGAAAAAGCCUCUGUGACCCCUCAGGACUGCCCUGGUGCCAACCUGAACAAACUGCUGGACUCUGUAGAGAAGCCAGCCAACCAAGCUGCUUCUCUACGUGUGCAGGAUCCCGUAUCAGGGGAAACUGCUGUUUUAAGUACUAAUCUGGGGGGGGCCACCACUUCCCAUGAACUCCUUACUUCUGAGGAAGACUUCCAUGAAGACCCUAGUGACUCAUCUUCUUUCUCUGUAAUAUGCAAGAGCUGUCUUCCUGUAGAGGGGAGCCUUCCUGUGGCUGUCAUUGCAGGGCCUCUGGAACCACCCCAAACACCAGGCAGGACUUCCACUCCCCUGAGCCACACAGAAACAAUUCAGCAAACCCCCCCUGAAAAAAGUGCCAUUAUCCAAGGAAAAGAAACAGGAACAAAUGUGGAUCAUGAAGUACAACCAGUGCCUUUACUUGAUCAGUCUGACUAUGGUUUAAACCAAAAAGAGCCUGGAUCCAGAAUCUCCAAUGUCCUGAGUACCCUAAUUUGGCCCUCUGAAGAAGACCCAGUCAGUGCCCUGAAUCCACAAGAACAAUCUCUCUCCCCCAUGUCCCGCUCAAGCCUACCUCUGGUGUCUGAGCCUGAUGCCAAACAGCUUCUUUGUCCUCAUUCCCAUGCCCAACACCCCAGUCAAACUCAGGCCCCUGCACUUAAUGCAAAUCACCUUUCCCAGCCUCCAUCCCGCGGAAGUCACCAGCCUCUGACUCCAGUGCCCCACUCCAGGCCCCAUCUUAUGGACAAUAAUAAGUCACUAGCCAUUCACCCUACUAUAAACCCUCCUCUCCAGACUGCUGCCUCUGUGUCUGAUAGGAACGCUUUGACCUCUGCUUCUGAUGGAGAAGAUGUAGCAGAGAAAGAUGACCUUAUUCCAAUAACUAGAGAGUGGGAUGCCAGUGACUCAGGUACUCAAGAUACUGAGACUUCUGAUGACUCGGGGGUCAGUUUGUUGGGCAAAAGCUUUUUGGCUGUUGGAAAUGAAGCACUGGCUGGCUGCUGUAACACCAGCCCCGAAACAGCAGACCAGCACGUGGCUAUACAGUGUGGAAAAUCCUCACCUGACCACCCUUCUUGGCCCUUGCUAGAAGGCCUGAUAGCAUCCACAGACUCCAAGAGAAGAGACUCUGCACAGCCACCUCCAAUGUUAGCAUUCACCAAUCCCAUACACUUCCUCCAGCUCAGCCCUCCAUCACCACCAACCACCAGAACAACCUGCCAAGAAGAGGAGAUCUCAGGGGAGCUGCAAUGGGAGCAACAGGGAGCUGUCUUUGAUGUGGACACAAAGAACACCCACACUCUAUCAACAGUCACAGAGAAAACAGAAGGUGAGAGGAGGGUCAGGCAAAGGCUGGGAGGAGAAGGAGGAGAGCACCAUGCAAUAACUCAGACAAAAGAGGAAAUGCCCAGACAUUCACCCCUGGAAAAAUCUUCAAGUUGGCCAGACAAAAAAACCAUCCGGGUAGUUCCACAGGAGCUGGCAGCCAAUCAAGAAAACCCAAUUAAACGCCGAGUAAAAAGCAAGGACUGGCACCGUCAGGGCCUGAAGAGGACGUCUGUGCCACCAGACAUUUUGCAGGAAAUCCCUUAUGUUCCUUCAGAGGAUGAAGCUCACAAGGCACACAGGGAACCACCCCUCAGCUCAGAAACAGUUACACUGCGAGAGAAGAAACCUGCAGAUGCAGUGGAGAACUUCAGGCGCCGACACUCCAAACUGAUCAACUCCUCAAGAUUGCUGUAUCAGGAGUACAGUGAUGUGGUUCUGAACAAGGCCAUUCAAAGCCAGAAGAGAGUGGAUUCUUUCGCAGAGGAUAUCGAGUCGAGUUUCCCAAGCUCCCCAAGACUCCGGAGAAAAGUGCUGUCUCCCCAGGACUCAUACUUGCAACGUCUGUCAAUCUCAUCUAAUGCAUCCCUCUGGCAGGACAUCCCCAUGAUACGGGGCAGCAGAAUACUCCUCAAUAUGUCCCGUGAUGAGCAGAAGCUGCAAGAGGCCAAGUUUGAGUUGAUAAUGUCUGAGGCUUCAUACCUGCGCAGUUUAAACGUGGCAGUCGAUCACUUCCAGCGAUCAGCAGAGCUCCAGGCAAUGCUCACCAACCAAGAGCGCCAGUGGCUUUUCUCCCGCCUUCACGAUGUGCGCGAUGUCAGCGCCAGUUUCCUCUUUGACUUGGAGGAGAAAUUUGAGGAGGACAUGUUCACCUUCCACGUGUGUGAUGUGGCUCUGAAACAUGCCCCGGAGUUCCGCAGGGUGUAUCUACCUUAUGUGACAAACCAGACGUAUCAGGAACAAACUUUCCAGCGGUUAUUAAGUGGAAAUGCAGGGUUCCAGCAAGUCCUGGAGAGACUGGAAAGUGAUCCAGUGUGCCAGCGCCUCUCACUUAAAUCCUUCCUCAUUCUCCCUUUCCAGCGCAUCACUCGACUCAAACUCCUCCUACAGAACAUCCUGAAGAGAACUCGGCCAGGGUCUGAGGAGGAAGUGCAAGCAACACAGGCAUAUGAUGCACUUGAAAAGCUCAUCAAGGAUUGCAACGAAAAUGUCCAGCGCAUGAAGAGCACUGAAGAGCUGAUCUACCUCAGCCAGAAGAUUGAAUUUGAGUGCAAGAUAUUCCCACUCAUCUCACAGUCAAGGCGACUUGUGAAAUGUGGUGAGUUGACAGCACUGGACUUCAGCACCCUGAGUCCAAAAUGGAAAGUCACCACCCGUCCCAUCUACCUACAUCUUUUCAAUGACUGUCUGCUCCUGUCUCGGCCAAAGGAGGGUGGACGUUUCGUUGUGUUUGAUCAUGCUGCUUUCUCAGAUGUGCGUGGGGAGAAGUGUGAGAUGAAACUGCAUGGAACAAACAAAAAUGUUUUCCGUCUCUUUCUACUUCAGAAUAACCAGGGAAAGAGAGUGGAGUUUUUGUUUCGUACAGAGACACACAGUGAGAAGCUGAGGUGGAUCUCUGCUUUGGCUCCUCCGCGAGGAGAACUGGACCUCCUGGAAUGCCCUGAUGCACCACAGGUUCAAUGCAUAAAGACUUACAAGGCUCGGGAAAAUGACGAGCUGGCUUUGGAGAAAGCAGACAUCAUCAUGGUUAUGCAGAACAGCAAUGAUGGAUGGAUGGAAGGAGUAAAGCUUUCAGACCGGGAGAGAGGCUGGUUCCCCUCGGAGCAUGUGGAAUUUAUCUCCAGCAAACAUGCACGGCAGAAGAACCUGAAGGAGGAACAGCGUGUGAAGAAUGCCAAGCAGCAGGUCUUCUGCAAGAAAUAAGACUCUACUUUGUUUGGACCUGUACAGUCUCCCUGCUGUGGGGAAAACAUCUUUUUUCUAUCGUGCCUCAGAAGAAACGCCUCUUGCGAAGAGCAUAAUACAGCACUUUUACACAACCAGGUGCUUUUUGCCAAAGAAAGUGGGAAUUAAAUCAGGAAAAAUCAUUCACUUCCUCUGUGUCACCGGGACUACAGCAGCAGCAGGAGGAAAAAAAGUUGCAUGUAUUGCUUGCUUUGUGGUAGUAGGGAUGGACUUUAAUUGGACAGAGGUCUAGGAUCUGGACUUCUGAAAAUAUAUUCCUGGUUUUGCCACUGAGAAGUUGCAGGAUCUUGGGCAAGUCACUUCAGAAUUCUGCCUCAGUUUUCCCAUCUGUGAAAUGGGGGUAAACUCACCUACCUCACUGGAUGUUGUGAGGCUAAAUUCACGAGUGUUAUCAUACUAUGAGCUUUGAGUUCCUGAGAAGCAGGGUGCUAAGUGCAAAGCACAAUGUAGUUGAGGGGAGUUUUCCAUUUGAAUAUCCUCUUGGUAUCUUGAUGGUAUUGAUCACCGUAGUGUAAUUAUCACUUAGAAAAACAAUUUAUCUAUUUGAUCGUGCAAGUCUACUGUUUUUUAGAUAAAUAUUGCAUUGUACCUAAGUUUAACCCAGUCUCAGCAUAGUGUUAAGAUUCCUUGACAGCAUUAGAAAAUCCACUUGAGUUAAGCAAAGUUUUCGGAAGCCACUGUGAUAAUUUCCCCCACAUUACAAGGUAUCAAGGUGAGGAAUCUGUUUCACGAAGGUCACCUCUCUUCUGAACAAGUGCCCCAGUAAGCCAUCUGAAAUGACCCCUUUUUUUUUUUUACUAUGCCUCCCAAAGUAGAACAGUGACUUUAGACACAGAUUUUUAUUACAUGUUGGUACAUGCUCUGUACAAAAUAACCAUGACCAGGCAUAGGCAAUGAAGUGGCACUUUCCUGCUGCUCUUAAUCUGAUAGCUGAUGUGGUAUUGCAUGCACCAUUUUGCACACUUCUAGAAAACACUGAGAUACUUAGCCACUGUAGAUAAAGUCAAAAUAUGUACCAGGGACUUUGUUCUGGUUUAGAACUCUCUGGUUUUAAAUCAAGUUUACAUGCAGUCCUGCUUUUGUGCAGAACCUGUCUAUUUGAGGACAUGCCUUCAACUGUAAAAUACUGUUUCUAUAUUAAAGUGUUUGCGUUCAGUUCAGUCAAUGCAAGAUCAAGUAUAAGAAUCAAUACACCAAAGAAAGCAAUGUGUAGCCUUCUUGCAUUUAAUAUAUUUGAAGAAUAUUAUCUUCGUAUCUCCAGCUUUCUGACAUUCUGCCUUUAAUUCCCAUUUACGUUGUAUCUAGUUUAGCUUAUUACAGCCUAUUUAUAUCAAUAAUUUUAGCUGGAUA